Messenger RNA from Arabidopsis lyrata subsp. lyrata, 2402 nucleotides. Its product is annotated as L-type lectin-domain containing receptor kinase VII.1. Gene Ontology annotation, biological process: protein phosphorylation. Gene Ontology annotation, cellular component: plasma membrane. Lineage: Eukaryota; Viridiplantae; Streptophyta; Magnoliopsida; Brassicales; Brassicaceae. The transcript has a single exon. The coding region runs from base 189 to 2234 and encodes 681 amino acids. The record is from RefSeq and is a predicted model, not a curated record. Gene Ontology annotation, molecular function: ATP binding; carbohydrate binding; protein kinase activity.
CCCAAAAAGUCACAAACUUUGACAAAAAAACAGUAAACAGAGAAUAAAAAAAAAAAUCAAACCUUUGCCUCAAGCUUCCAACUUUCCUUUCAACAACUGUCUUCAUUGCCUCUUUAUCCCCAAAAUUAUGACAACAAACCUCACGCGUAGCUUCUUCUUCGUCUUCGUCUUCGUCUUCUUCCUCUACAAUGAAAGCUCUUCUCUUUCUUCUCACCCUUUUCCUCAUCCUUCCAAACCCAAUUUCAGCCAUUGAUUUCGUCUUCAACGGCUUCAAUGACUCUUCAUCUAAUGUCUCCCUCUUCGGGAUCGCAACAAUCGAAUCAAAAAUCCUAACUUUAACAAACCAAACAUCGUUUGCAACUGGUCGUGCUCUAUACAGCAAAAUCAUCAGGACAAAAGAUCCAAUCACUUCCUCUGUUUUACCUUUCUCUACUUCUUUCAUCUUCACCAUGGCUCCUUUUAAGAACACGCUUCCUGGUCACGGCAUCGUCUUCCUCUUCGCACCCACCACUGGAAUCAACGGUUCUAGCUCUGCUCAACACUUAGGUCUCUUCAAUUUGACUAAUAAUGGUAACCCUAGUAAUCACAUCUUUGGAGUUGAGUUUGAUGUUUUUGCUAAUCAAGAAUUUAGCGACAUCGAUGCUAAUCAUGUCGGAAUUGAUGUUAAUUCACUUCAUUCAGUCUAUUCGAACACUUCUGGUUAUUGGUCUGAUAAUGGAGAGUUUAAGCCAUUGAAGCUUAACGAUGGAAGAAAUUAUCAAGUUUGGAUUGAUUAUAGAGAUUUUAUAGUUAAUGUUACUAUGCAAGUUGCUGGUAAGAUUAGACCUAAGACUCCUUUGCUUACUACGUCUUUGAAUCUCUCUGGUGUUGUGGAAGAUGAGAUGUUUGUUGGAUUCACUGCAGCUACAGGGAGAUUGGUUCAGAGUCAUAAGAUUUUAGCUUGGAGUUUUAGUAAUUCGAAUUUCUCUUUGAGUGAUAGUUUGAUCACUACUGGUUUGCCUUCGUUUGUUUUGCCUAAGGAUUCGAUUCUUAAAGCUAAAUGGUUUGUUUUUGUGUUGGCAUUGAUCUGUUUCUUGGUUGUUGCGGUUGUGGGUUUGGUUUUGUUUGCUGUGGUGAGAAAGAGAUUGGAGAAGGCGAGGAAGAGAGCGUUGAUGGAGGAUUGGGAAAUGGAGUAUUGGCCUCAUCGGAUUCCGUAUGAGGAGAUUGAAUCCGGGACUAAGGGGUUUGAUGAGAAGAAUGUGAUUGGGAUUGGUGGGAAUGGGAAAGUGUAUAAAGGUUUGUUACAAGGAGGAGGUGUGGAAGUUGCGGUUAAGCGGAUUUCGCAGGAGAGUAGCGACGGGAUGAGGGAGUUUGUAGCUGAGAUCUCGAGUCUUGGGCGGUUAAAGCACCGGAAUCUAGUUUCUUUAAGAGGUUGGUGUAAGAAGGAGAUUGGUACUUUCAUGCUGAUAUAUGAUUACAUGGAGAAUGGAAGUUUAGACCGAUGGAUAUUCGAAAAUGAUCAGAAGAAAAGUACGCUUAGCUGUGAAGAGAGGAUUCGGAUUUUAAAAGGUGUAGCUUCAGGAAUAUUGUAUUUGCAUGAAGGAUGGGAAUCUAAGGUUUUACAUAGAGACAUUAAAGCGAGCAAUGUGUUGCUUGACCGGGAUAUGAUACCAAGGCUUAGUGAUUUUGGGUUAGCUCGGGUUCAUGGACACGAGCAAGCGGUUAGGACCACGAGAGUGGUUGGUACAGCUGGCUAUUUGGCUCCUGAAGUGGUUAAGACUGGGCGUGCAUCGACACAAACCGAUGUUUUUGCUUACGGGAUACUGGUUCUUGAAGUAAUGUGUGGGAGAAGACCUAUUGAAGAAGGGAAGAAACCGUUAAUGGAUUGGGUUUGGGGAUUAAUGGAAAGAGGUGAGAUUCUAAAUGGGCUCGAUCCACAGAUGAUGAUGACACAAGCCAUUGAUGAAGCUGAAAGAGUUUUGCAGCUUGGAUUGCUUUGCGCACAUCCUGAUCCGGCCAAGAGACCUUCGAUGAGACAAGUGGUUCAAGUGUUUGAAGGUGACAAAGCUGAGAUAUUUGAAGCGGACAGUAGUGAAGAUGUUGAAUCAUGGAUGUUGAAGAAGAUGGGAUCUGGGGGAAACUCGCUAGAGUUUUGGUAUGGAAGCUCAUCACACCCAACGAUAGAACAGAUUAGACUUCAGUCUUUGUCUGUGUCUCUUUCGUCUUGGAACAGCUCAAUUUUAGAAGGGAGGUGAUCAUGAAUUCAUGAUGAACAAAAGGCUUAAGGAACCUCAAGAAUGUAGUUAUUUUUGUGGUUUUUACUUUGUUACUUGUUUUGUACAUAUACGGUUUUGUAAACGCAUUUCAUUAUACAUGUAUUGUAAGAUUUUUUUUUUGUGAAAUUUGAUUUCAAUUUAUUUAUA